Messenger RNA from Trichoderma virens Gv29-8, 787 nucleotides. RefSeq lists its product as uncharacterized. NCBI's taxonomy places the organism in Eukaryota, Fungi, Ascomycota, Sordariomycetes, Hypocreales, Hypocreaceae. The coding region runs from base 14 to 520 and encodes 168 amino acids. The record is from RefSeq and is a predicted model, not a curated record. The transcript has a single exon.
CAGUCUUGCAAAAAUGUCUCGAUUUUCCCGCUACGACAGCGACGAGGAUCGCCUCCCCGAGGGCAUGACCCGCGUUGGCUACGAUGCCGACUCCCAAGUCUACACGUUCCAAGACGCCGACGGCAGCCUCUGGGAAUCCGCGCCGGGCAACCAGUACGGCCGCCUGACGCGAGUCUCCGGGCCAGCCGACGACGCGAGCGACUCGGAGCCGUUCCUGGAGUCGCAGACGCCGAUGCCCAAGACGUCGUGGCGGCACGACAUGAUGCCGCUGCUCAACUUUGGCGUCCUAGUCGGGCUGUCGCUGCUGGUGCUCUUCUGGUUCAUUGGCCGGCGGGCGCCCGAGGAGACGCUCGAGGUGGUUGUCAAGUGUCCCGGGCGGAGCGUCGCGGUUGCCGAGGGCGAUACGUGCUGGGAUUUGGCCGAGGCGGAGGGCGUGAGCGUGGAGGAGAUUGUGGCGAUGAAUGCUGGGCUGGAUUGCGGCAAGCUGGCGGUUGGCUAUGAGGUUUGUCUCUCGGUGUGAUGUGAUGUGAUGGGGAUGAUAUCAUUGGCGGUGCACCGUGAUUUUGUCUGACAUGCUUCUUUUUCCUUUGUUGCCGUCGUUUUCUUGUUUCCUCAUUCACCAUGUUUGGAAGUGUUUGUCUUCGUUCUGGUUCUGCAGCCUCUCUUACCAUCUCUCUCACUCUCUCGCUACUAUGGGCAUUCCUCGUCGUCAUCCAGUCAAUCUGGCGAGCUUCAAUAGGUCAAACACACCUAGACAGCUAGCGCUAAUUUAGCAUCUCCCACAUCA